AGACUGGAAAAAUUGGCAGCUCCAGCCGGGAUCCUCGAAGAAAGCACACGUUAACAUAAGUUUGCUCAUUAGACAUCGUUGGAGUCAAAGGCGUCGAGCAUGCUGGAAUAUACUGCGUAUUCCAAUGUUGGCCCACGAAACAGUUUUUAAUGACACUCAGUGUACCAAAUCCGGGUUAAGAGAGAAUCGAGCUUCCAUGGGUUGACAGCUCAAUACUCCGUAUAGCGACACAGUGUGAUUCUUCCUACGGCAGCCUGCACUUUCGUCCGGAGACUCCCAACGCUUCACACAAACCUUUGUUUCCUAUUGUUUAUUGUUUAUGUCAAGUCAAGUCUUUGACCAAUAUCAGCUUGAACCCUCUAUUCAACUUAGCACACGCUUUGUAUUGAACGUCGAACAAUACCUAGGUGGUUCUAAUUAUAGAUUUCUAGGUUCUACUACAAUGGUGAGAUUCUGAGUGGGAUGCUCGGUUUUUAUUAUAUAUGUUUCGCGUAUUCCUUCAAUCGUUUUAGCUGUAUGUCCAGUGAGGUACUCUUAAGCAACAACAUCAGCGGUCGAAUUCUUAUCGCAGCUACUGCUCUUCCUAAAGCACACCAACGAAAACUCAACAUCGUCUGAGAAAGAACCCGUCGCCAAUAUGACCGACUCCCACUCUUACUUUGGAAAUGCUACGGGAAACGAUUAUCCCGGAAGAUCGGAGCGAACAGAACGACGCCCUGAUCCAAAUGCUGAACCGAAGGCGAGCGAGUCGAAAAAGCAUGUACGAAUGUGCUGGAUCUGCCACGACGAAGUAGAACCGACAUACGAAGAUACGGGUUUCUUAGACGGUAUUCGAAAUCGGCGACCAAAAAGAUCCUAUAUAUCCGAGAAUGGAGACCGACUCAUCAACCCGUGCAGGUGCAAGGGCAGCGUCAAAUAUGUCCACGAGGGUUGUUUGAAGCUUUGGAUGAAUGAGAACCCAAAUGCUUUCAAAUGCAACCGAUGCUUGUACCAAUAUAGAAUGGAACGAAUGACCUGGGCCCAGCGAAUCCGAAGCCCAAUUGUCACCCUUGGACUUACAAUACUCAUACUCGUGAUCACUAUAUUCUUACUUGGUUUUAUAGCCGAUCCUAUUCUCAACCUGUGGCUCGAUCCCGUCGGCACAAUAGCAGAAUCAGUUACGACUGGUCAUGUCAGUCUAGACGACGAUGAUGAUAUAUUGGGCGACCUAGGCUGGCCUCUUCACUUUAUGAAGGGACUUUUCUCGCUUGGGUUGCUUGGCUUCGUCAAGGCCUUUCUCGUUAUGAGCCCCUGGCAAUGGUGGAAUUUACGAACCAGUGGCAUAAUAGGCGGAGGAGGCCGUCGUGCAGGAACCGGACGUGAACGAAUGGAGAAUAUCAACCUGAUUCUUGUUCUCAUCGGCGUCGGCACGUUUUUAUUUACGGUUUGGAAGGCCACGCGAAAGUGGACCGAGAGGACCCUUGACAGAGCGAGUCAAAGGAUUCUGAAUGUUCAGAGCGACAACAAUGACGAUGAUGAUAGUGAUGACGAAGACGAUUAGUCCCGAAACGAAAUUGACAGCCCUAUGAUUUUGAAGCAUGAUAUUGUUCGUUUUGCCAUUUUGCCGAAUUUUCGAAUUGUACCAAUUACGAUAUUACGAUGAACUUGCACACUCUUAAGUUGCCUUGAAGUUGCUCUUCCGUUUCUUGUCAACUAGUCUGUGUGCAAAGAUUGAUACCUUGCUACUUAUCUGAUGAGUUUGGGCGUCUUGCUCUUAUUCGUACGCGGACUUGUGCAAGGACGUCGGAUCUCUCGCCUUACGUCAUUGGCUCUUUUUGAGCUCAUUCGACUCAACUACCCUUUCCCCAUAUUCCAAUGGUCUUUAUAUGGAGGUGUGGUUUGGCUAUUUCGAUACAGACGAUCUUCCAUAGACGAUCUUCUAAGCCUCACGUCGUUAUUAUCCCCCCUAACCCAGUGAUUGUGAAGCCUGAUUGGUUGAGGGUCUGUUGAGGACCUUCUCCUUUAGGCACUUGAUAAGGUACAUGGAUACAUUCAGGGAUGGAAUAGGUUAGUUUGAUUAGCUAAGCGACCCGGGGUCAAACGGUCGGGACCACUGACCGCGAGGUUCAAUGUUCUGCACGUUCCAGGCCAACAGGGGUGGCCAGGCCACUUUAGCUUUAGGUCAAUUAAAAAGUAGCCAAAAAUGAGUUUCCCGU
Annulohypoxylon truncatum is the source of this 2195-nucleotide messenger RNA. RefSeq lists its product as uncharacterized. Gene Ontology annotation, molecular function: zinc ion binding. The record is from RefSeq and is a predicted model, not a curated record. The transcript has 2 exons. Bases 638 to 1540 code for a protein of 300 amino acids. Lineage: Eukaryota; Fungi; Ascomycota; Sordariomycetes; Xylariales; Hypoxylaceae.